This is a messenger RNA of Melitaea cinxia (Glanville fritillary), 1842 nucleotides long. Its product is annotated as myrosinase 1-like. Gene Ontology annotation, molecular function: beta-glucosidase activity; nucleic acid binding. Bases 1 to 1842 code for a protein of 613 amino acids. Gene Ontology annotation, biological process: carbohydrate metabolic process. The transcript has 7 exons. The record is from RefSeq and is a predicted model, not a curated record. NCBI's taxonomy places the organism in Eukaryota, Metazoa, Arthropoda, Insecta, Lepidoptera, Nymphalidae.
AUGCAGACCGAUAAGCUAUUUAUUAGACACUGCAUUCGCUACGAAUUCCACCAAGGAAAAAGUGUUAGGAAAGCGUGUGAAUCGAUAUGUUCUGUUCUUGGAGACAACAUUGUAUCUAAAAGUACAUGUGAGUAUGGGUAUAAGCGAUUCAAAGAAGGUGAUUUCGAGAUUUCGAAGGUGAUUCCAUUUUCUGGUAAAGGAAAACGUUCAGUAAAACUGCUCCAUGACAACGCGCGGCCUCAUGUGGGUAAACCGGUCAAGGAUACGUUACUAGCGCUUGGAUGGGAAGCUGUACCACACCCGGCGUAUUCACCAGACUUAGCCCCAUCCGAUUAUCAUUUAUUCUGGAAAAUCAUAUUAGCAUUAAUAGGUUCAAGUGGCACUUAUUCCAAACGAGCCGUAAGAACAUUCCCUGAGGGAUUUCAAUUUGGUGCUUCUACAGCUGCCUAUCAAAUAGAAGGAGGUUGGAAUGAAGAUGGAAAAGGUCUCUCUAUAUGGGAUGUUGCCACACAUAUGGAACCAUCGCCAGUGCGUGAUGGAAGCUCCGGUGACAUUGCCGCUGACUCUUAUCAUCUUUAUAAACGGGAUGUUGAAAUGAUGAAAGAAAUAGGCUUAGACUACUACCGAUUCUCAGUAUCCUGGGCUAGGAUUCUUCCGUCUGGUUUUUCGAAUGAAAUUAAUCAAGCUGGUAUAAAUUAUUACAAUAAUUUAAUCGACGAAAUGCUUGCGAACGGUAUAUCACCUUUUGUAACACUAUACCAUUCUGAUUUGCCACACAAUCUUCAAAAAUUAGGAGGUUGGGUAAAUCCAAUAAUAGUUGACUAUUUCGCUAAUUACGCUCAAGUUGUGUUUGAUAACUUCGGUGAUCGUGUUAAAUUUUGGAUUACUAUAAAUGAACCAAAACCUGUUUGUUAUGGGGGCUACGGCUCAGCUGAUGCAGCUCCACAGCACAAUAUGAGCGGUGUUGGUGAAUACCUUUGUUCGAAGAAUCUCUUGCUGGCUCACGCCAAAGCUUACAGACUAUAUGAUGAAUACUAUAGAAGCAAACAAAAUGGAUUUAUUGGAAUUUCAAUACAUGGCAUGUGGCACGAACCAGCCACUGAUUCUAUUGAUGAUCAACAAGCCGUGAUAGAUGCGAUGCAAUUCGAUUGGGGCCAAUACGCACAUCCAAUUUUUAGCAAAGAAGGUGACUUCCCUUACGAGCUAAAAAGGAAUGUUGAUACCAAAAGCGCUGAACAAGGUUUUUCACAAUCUCGUUUGCCAAAGCUCUCAGAAUCAGAAAUAGAAUAUAUCAAAGGCACUGCAGAUUUCUUUGGACUCAACACUUACACAAGUAAACUGGCGUACAGAAAUGCUUCAUUGCUAGAAAUGUACCCAGUACCUUCAUAUUACGACGACAUGGGGGCUGUUAUAGUCAGAGACGAUUUGUGGCCGGAAAGUGUUUCGAGCUGGUUGCAGGAAGUACCGUGGGGCUUAACGAAAUUACUUCUCGAAAUAAGUAAGCGGUAUGACAAUCCACCAAUUUAUAUCACAGAGAAUGGCUGGUCGACAUUUGGUGGUCUCGUAGACGACGACAGGAUUCGGUACUUAAGGAACCACCUCGAUGCUGUUUUAGAUGCAAUUGAAGCUGGAAGCAAUGUAAAGUCAUACACGUAUUGGAGUUUGAUGGAUAACUUUGAAUGGCUAAGAGGCUACAGGGAGAAGUUUGGUUUAUACGAAGUGGAUUUCACUAGUCUAAAUCGAACGAGAACUCCAAGAAAAUCUGCAUUUAUUUAUAGAGAAAUCGUAAGAACUAAAACCUUAGACUUUGAUUACGAACCCGAAAAAUUUACGGGAGGAUAA